Molecule: messenger RNA, 795 nt
Organism: Phaethon lepturus (White-tailed tropicbird)
Lineage: Eukaryota; Metazoa; Chordata; Aves; Phaethontiformes; Phaethontidae
Product: origin recognition complex subunit 3-like
Exons: 7
Biological process (GO): DNA replication; DNA replication initiation
Cellular component (GO): DNA replication preinitiation complex; nuclear origin of replication recognition complex; nuclear pre-replicative complex
Molecular function (GO): DNA replication origin binding
Source: RefSeq, a predicted model, not a curated record
GAUGUUGAAUAAGUCUGAUUUGGUAACCAUGCUUCAACAAUGUGUGGAAAUUUUUGAGUCAUCUUCUGGAAAGGAGUUUGAUAAAACAGUAGAGAAGUUGAAGGAGUUCUUGACCCAGUUUCAGAAACUAGAAGAAGCUUUCCAAGAACGAGAUGUGUCCGUAUCGUCACAAAAGGAGCUCCAGAAGAAGACAGACCUUUAUCAUCUUCAGAAGACUUUGUUGGAGUUGAAGGAAUCAAGGCGAUCUAAGAAACUGACAAAGUUUGAAAUGCUUCGUUUUGAAGUUGUUGACUAUAUAGACAGUCUUGUAAGAAAUUACCUUGUUCCUGCAGACCACAAGACUCUGCAUGAGAUAGCAUAUUUCAACACAGCCAGUGUUCUCCGUGGGCGCUUGAAUGCUGCCCCAAGGAUUGCACUUCAUACAGCUUUAAAUAACCCAUACUGCUACCUGAAGAACCAAGCUUUGAAAAGUGAUGGAGGAAGCAUUUCUAAUAAAGCCCCUGACAUAUGCAUAGUGUAUAAGCUUCAUCUGGAGUGUGGCAGAUUGAUUAAUCUUGUUGAUUGGUUAGAGGCUUUCUCAACUGUGGUGAUGGCAGCUGAGGGACCAAAUGCAGAUGCAGCUUCCUCAGACCAGGUGGAUGAUAUUAUCCAUGCUCGUUUUAUUCGAGCUGUUUCUGAACUGGAACUCUUAGGCUUCAUAAAGCCUAGCAAGCAGAAAACCGACCACGUGGCAAGGUUGACAUGGGGAGGCUGUUAAUGGGCCACUGAGGUCUUAAUAAACCCGUUCUUUGUAAC